Molecule: messenger RNA, 4693 nt
Organism: Cryptotermes secundus
Lineage: Eukaryota; Metazoa; Arthropoda; Insecta; Blattodea; Kalotermitidae
Gene: Asph
Product: aspartyl/asparaginyl beta-hydroxylase
Exons: 20
Coding region: 296-4234 (1312 amino acids)
Biological process (GO): peptidyl-aspartic acid hydroxylation
Cellular component (GO): endoplasmic reticulum
Molecular function (GO): protein binding; peptidyl-aspartic acid 3-dioxygenase activity
Source: RefSeq, a predicted model, not a curated record
UAGUGCGAAGUUUUGUAGUGAAUUUCGUGCUGUGUUUAUUAUAAAGGGGAAUACGUCGUGGUAUAGCUAAGUGAAUACUACUGCGUCAAAGAUAUAAAAUUCGAUUAAAGAUGUCUUCGAUAGAUCGUUUUUAGAUAAGACUGCUUAUUGAUUAAUUUAGCCUGGUAGGAACCGACCGACCGCAUGCUUCGUAAAAUAGAGUACAGCAGGCCAAAUGACGGAGUAAAGGAAGUGGAAGACUAUUUCAUAUUUAUAGAGGAGAAAUCUCGCUUUGCGAGCCUUCAUCCGUUAAAAAAUGUCAGGUGAUGUACAACCGAGGAAACGGAAGGACAAAAGGCGGAAAAAAGAUGUAAGUAAUGUACCAGCGGACUAUAGAGCUGAAAAGACAAGAGUUGUUCUAGAGGAUAUACCUAUAGGCGAAGAUGUCGGAAGCAGCAGUUACUCAUCCGACGAGACCAUCCACAUUUACAAGGACAGGGGCACAGGCGGGAACAUCUGCGCUAAGAUUGUAUUCUUUCUGCUGCUUGGUGCACUGGCUGUAAUGGUUGGCCUCAUCGUGACAGAAUAUCGAGGUUCCAGCGAUGUAGACACGCCGGUAGCAGAGUCGAGAUGGGCGCAGGUGUUCGACGGCUGGGUUGAUGAGAGUCCCCCAAAACAUGAGGAACAUGAUGAACCUGUGGAGGAGAGCGGAGAACACGAUGAAGAGCAUUCGGAAGAAACUGAAGAACCUGGGAAUGGCGGACAGGAUGGACUUGAGGAAGUGGGGAGCCAGGAGGAACAGUCUCAAGAGGAGGAGGAGGAGAUAGAGAGUGAAGAGGCACAGUCUCCAGAGGAAGAGGAGGAAGAAGAAGAAGAGAGUGAAGAGGGGCAAGAAGAGGAAGAAGAAGAGAGACAAGAAGACAAGGAGGAGUUGGAAGAAGAGGAAGAGGAGGAGGAGGAGGAGGAAGAAGAAGAAAGCAGUGAAGAGAUACUGGAAGGCAUCCCCGGAGUGACAGAGAGCGAUGAAGACGAUCAGGAUGAAGAAGAGGAAGAUGAGAGUGCUGGGGCUCAGGGAGGUGAUGAUUUCAGUGAAGAGGCAAAACCGGAAGAAGGAGGAGAAGAAGAGGCCAGAAGAAAGUCAACAGUAGCGCCAGUGACAGAAACAUCACCCAAGUUGCCUGUGCAUGCUCCUAGUCAGGCAGGAGAAACUUUGAACAAGAAGUCGCAGGGAUUCCAACAGAGUGAAGACAGACCUGUGACUGUAGUAUCUAAAGGCAGAAAAGAAGCCCCAGAUAAAGAAAUAACACGCGAGGAGAUUAAACGAGAGUCUGUGAAUCAGUUAGAAGACGAAUCAUCAGCUCACCCACAGGCUGCACAGUUAGAUGUGGCAAAUAAAGUGUCUGAUAAGAGUGUCAGAGGUGCCAGUGUUAUACAGGACAUCUCAACCUCGUAUGAUAGAGAUGAAAAGGUAGUUAUUCCCCAGAGAAGCUCAGGAGCUACUUCCAGUAAGUCCUCUACCACGACAGAAGAACCAGCUGUCCAACAUGCACCAACAGUAGAGCCAACUGUUCAGCAUAUUCCAUCAGAGAAACCAACUGUUCAGCACAACCAAACAGAACAGUCAAGUAUGUUGCACACCUCAGCAGAAAAGCCAACUGUUCAAUACAUUCCAACAGAAAAACCAGCUGUUCAGCACAUUCCAGGCGACCAACCAUCAUCUGAACACGUUCCUACAGAAAAACAUAGUGUCCGAAACACCCUUCCAGCAGAACAGCCAACUGUUCAGUACAUUCCGGCAGAAGAACCUGGUCUUGCACACUCCUCAGCAGAAAAUCCAAGUUCUCAAGGACCUCCCCUUGCAGUGUUACACCCAAAAAUGACCUUACAAAGUGCCCACGUCAGUGAUUUAAGAGAAGAUAAAUUGGAACUCACCAUUCCUGAGAAAGUUGCUGACAUACUAUCACAUUCAGAACAUUCUGAAAGUGUAGAUGUGAAACCAGCGUCGAGUCAGACUUCAAGCAAGGUACGAGAAGAUGUCACAAAUCAUGACACUAAACAACAACAGAAGGAAGUUGAGGGGUCUCAGAAGGCACACACCACUUCACGAGAACCAGAUUCAACCAUCCAGUCUGCAGGUAAAAUUCCAAAAGAGGCAUCAGUGGCUGCUGAUAAAAGCGCAUCCAGAAUAUCAGAAACCAGGAAGAAUGAUUCGAGGACUUCCGCAGCCAAGCAUAAAAAGGAGGAAGCUGAUGACAGUGGUGAAAGUGAUGGUGAUAAAGAUGAUGAUGAAUCUGUAGAAGAGGCAGUAGGAGAAGAGGUGGGAAGGGAAGACGCAGAAGAUGAUAAAGAAAGUGGUCAUGAUGAUGACAGUGCUGGUGUUGGCGAUGAUGACGACGAAGAUGAACCAUCUGGUGUGGCGCUAAAGUUUGGUGUUGGUGUGGCGCUAGUUCUAGUAGCGCACGUGGUUCUGGUUAGGAAGUGGAAUGCGGAUGAUGGCACGACAGUGCAGCCAGCUAUCUCGACACAGGCAAGCGACACCGAGCAUGGUGUGGAGGAGAUCACACCAGAACUGAUUGAGAGACGACAGACACUGAUACCGCAAGAUGAUCUAGAAGGCUCUGAAUAUUCUGAAGAGGAGGAGGGUGAGGAAGAAGAAGACUAUGAUGACGAAGAAGAAGAAGAAAAGCCACAGAAAAGAGAAACGUACGAAGACUAUGUGACAAAGUAUAGACCACAGGAAGUGAAGAGAGCUUUACCUGCAGAGAGUGAUGAAGAGGAGGAUGAGGAGGAGGAAGAAAGUGAGGAAGAUGAAGAGGCAGCAAGAAUUAUUGGUAGAACACUACAAAAAUCUGCACGUGCUACUCAUAUUACUCCAGAAGAGUCUGGAACUGAAGAGGAAGGUUCAGAGGAAGAGGAAGUUGUGCCAGUCAGAAGAGCUACAAAGAGCUCUGGCGAACAGGGUUAUGUAAGAGCCGACAUCAGCAGUAAGGACGACUUAAAAAUCCGUGAAGAUUUGGACCUAGCUGAUGCGCAGCUGGAAGAGACCCCUGAGGAAGCCCUGAAUACAUUCAUGACCAUCCUGAGGACAAACCCCGCUUCGCCACGAGCUCGUUAUGGAAAAGCACAAGCGCUGGACCGGGUAGCGGAGAAGAGACACAGCAAUUCACUGCUUCAGGAGGCAAUAGAUGCGUAUGAGCACGUGCUAGCACUGGGGGCAUCGGUUCCUGAUAAGCUGUUUGUUCAGGCUGCCGAGAGGUGUAUCAACAGGAUGAGGUUCAAAGGUCAGUAUCACACAGCCGUACACAUCCACAAGAAACUAAUCCAGCGAUUUAGUGAUGACCCAGCUCAUGCAAACCAGUUGGCUGUUACGUACCUGAUGAUUAACAGACUGACAGAUGCAAAGCGCAUUUUGGAGGACACUCUGAGACGCUGGCCAAACAAUGGAUUUGCCCAGGUUCACUACGGUUUUAUCCUCAAGACUGGCGAUAACAACAACAAUGCUGCAGUGGAUUACUUGACACGGGGCAUUGCCACACGGGAGCCAGGCACCAUUGAUGGGCGUUUCUUCUUUCAUCUGGGAGAUGCCCUCACCAGGCUUGGCCGUCACGAUGAGGCCAGUAAGGUUUAUGAACUUGGAGUGAGGGAGGGUCUGUUUUUAUCAAAGUAUCAACGCUCGUUGUACAACGUUGAUAGACUUCGAGCACAACCUUGGUGGACACCUGAAGAGACAAGUUACUCUAAAUAUUUCAAGAAACUGCAAGAUAACUGGCAAAAAAUUAGAGAAGAAGGAGUGGCAGUUUUGGCUCACAAGAUGUUCAGAGAUGAGGCAGAGAACCUCAGAGACGUUGGAAAUUGGCAGCAGUUUGAGCUGUAUGCUCGAGGUCGCAGAAUUGCCACCAACUGUGGCAAGGCUCCCUUCACUUGUCAGCUGAUAAGCGAGUUCCCUGCAGCUCGUGACUGUCGCCGUGGGCAGGCCAAGUUCAGCGUGAUGCAUACUGGUACCCAUGUUUGGCCACACUGUGGCCCCACAAAUUGUCGCUUACGGUCACAUCUUGGUCUCGUAGUACCUCAGGGCACAUAUAUUCGAGUGGCUGAAGAGACAAGGACCUGGGAAGAGGGAAAGCUGUUUAUAUUUGAUGACAGUUUUGAGCAUGAGGUGUGGCACAAUGGGACGACAGUGAGGCUCGUGCUCAUAGUCGAUGUGUGGCAUCCAGAACUGACAGAAGAAGAGAAGAAAUCAAUGCCUGCCAUCUGACAUGUUCAUGAUAUGGGAAAGUUAAUUCAGUCAACUAACAACGCAGUCUUCCUUGUACCUGUGUAUCGUGGAUUUUUGUACUGUACAGUUCAUUGAUUCCCAAACUGUAUUUUGCAGGUCCUCUGAUGAAAGGCUCCAUAGUUUUCUGUAUUUUGUAGUUGGUUUUCUUUUGUGAUUCCAAAACUAAAAACAGAUUUUGUCCCCAGCUAAAGCUUCAAGCCGAAUGCUUAAUUCAGAGGAUCCUGCGGAUAGAAAUGUUUGAGAAACACUGCUGUAAAUGUAUGUACAGCUCAUGUACUGCCAUUUAUGUGCAAGGAAUGUUUAUAUACUAAUAAAACAUGUACAGAUAAGAGUCCAGCUGUAAAAGUGCCUUUUGGUGAUAUUUUUUGUAUGUUUUAUGAAGAAUCUGAUUGGUCUACUGUGAUAUGAAAUAAAUUGCAUUAAAUUAUUGGUAUUAAA